Anopheles nili is the source of this 1254-nucleotide messenger RNA. RefSeq names its product zinc carboxypeptidase-like. NCBI's taxonomy places the organism in Eukaryota, Metazoa, Arthropoda, Insecta, Diptera, Culicidae. Gene Ontology annotation, molecular function: metallocarboxypeptidase activity; zinc ion binding. Gene Ontology annotation, biological process: proteolysis. The coding region runs from base 1 to 1254 and encodes 417 amino acids. The transcript has 5 exons. The record is from RefSeq and is a predicted model, not a curated record.
AUGAUCUUCAGAGCCGCCGUUUUGCUGCUGUGCUGUGCUACCGGGUUGCUCCGGGGAGAGCAAGUCCGGUACGAUAACUAUCGUGUGUUUGAGGUGACGAUCGCUACCCAAAAGCAGCUUGAAGCCUUCCAGUACUUGGAACAGUUCCCGGAUGGCUAUCUGUUUUGGGAAUCUCCGGUGCAAACGAACAUGAAAAUCAACAUUGUAGUGCCACCGCACAAGUACGCGGAGUUCGAUGAGCUAGCUGCCAACCUGGCUGUGGCCCACCGUUUGAGAAUUCCGAAUCUCCAACAGCUCAUCGAUGAUGAAAGUCCUCCGCGCAAACAUAGACGCGCCUUCGGAUGGGAAGACUAUCAAACGCUGGAAGACAUGUACACCUGGAUCGAUGAGAAGGUGGCCGAAAACCCGUCGGUAGUUUCGGUUCAAACCAUCGGCCAAUCGUACGAGGGACGUGACAUGAAAGCGGUCAAGAUCUCCUACAAAGCCGGCAACCCGGGUGUGUUUAUCGAGUCGAACAUCCAUGCCCGCGAAUGGAUCACUUCGGCCACGGUGACUUGGGUGAUGAACGAGUUCCUCACCUCGAACGAUCCGAACGUGCGCCAGCUAGCGGAGAACUACGACUGGUACAUUCUGCCGGUGGUGAAUCCCGAUGGUUUGAACUACACCAAAACCACCAACAGGAUGUGGCGCAAGAACCGCUACCCGCACAGUGUGCUUUGCUACGGUGUGGACAUGAACCGUAACUUCCCCGGACAUUGGAUGGAGGGUGGUGCUUCGGCUGUCCCAUGCACGGAUACCUACGCCGGACCGCAGGCAGGAUCGGAAAUCGAAACGCAAAACAUCAUGAACUACUUCGUGAGCGUUAAGGACAACAUCCACGCGUACCUGUCGUUCCACUCGUACGGCCAGUACAUUCUGUUCCCCUACGGACACCAGAACGCGGAGUAUUCCGAGAACUACUACGACAUGAUGGAGAUGGGUGAAGCGAGUGCCGUUGCCAUCUACCGCCGGAAUGGAACGGCCUACGAGUUUGGCACGACGGCUGAUGUCUUGUAUAUCGCAUCAGGAUCCUCGCCGGAUUGGGCCCACGGAACGCACGGUACGCCCGUUGCCGCCACGUUCGAGUUCCGCGAUAACGGAUUCUACGGAUUCAUCCUUCCCGCGACUCAGAUCAUACCCAACGCGAUGGAGGUGUUGGACGGUCUGGUGGCGUUCUUCAGCAAAGGAAAGGAAAUCGGCUACUUCACGGUCUAA